Ziziphus jujuba (common jujube) is the source of this 917-nucleotide messenger RNA. Its product is annotated as ribulose bisphosphate carboxylase small subunit, chloroplastic. Lineage: Eukaryota; Viridiplantae; Streptophyta; Magnoliopsida; Rosales; Rhamnaceae. The record is from RefSeq and is a predicted model, not a curated record. The transcript is spliced from 3 exons. The coding region runs from base 83 to 631 and encodes 182 amino acids.
GGGGAGUUAGUCUGCAAUUCUAAGCGAAGAGAAAAACAGAGCAAGAAAAGAGCAAAGCUAACAAAAAAAAAAAGAAAAAAAAAUGGCUUCCUCCAUUAUGUCAUCGGCCACUGUUGCCACACUUAACCGUUCCACUCCGACACAAGCCAGCAUAGUGGCUCCUUUCACCGGUCUCAAAUCGUCCUCCGCUUUCCCCGUCACCAAGAAGGCCAACAACGACAUUACCACUCACGCCAACAAUGGCGGAAGAGUACAAUGCAUGCAGGUGUGGCCAACAACUGGAAAGAAGAAGUUCGAGACCCUAUCCUACCUUCCACCUCUAUCCAGAGAACAAUUGGGCAAGGAAGUUGACUACCUUCUCAGGUCGGGAUGGGUUCCCUGCUUGGAAUUCGAGUUGCAGCACGGAUUUGUAUACCGUGAGAACCACAGAUCUCCAGGGUACUAUGAUGGAAGGUACUGGACCAUGUGGAAACUUCCUAUGUUUGGAUGCAAUGACUCAGCACAAGUGUUGGGCGAGCUGGACGAGGCAAUAAAGGCAUACCCCAACGCCUUCGUCCGAAUCAUUGGGUUCGACAACGUUCGUCAAGUGCAAUGCAUCAGUUUCAUUGCUUACAAGCCUCCUGGUUUCUAAGCACAAGCACCAUCCAUCCUCCAUCUUUUAUUUAUUCUUAUAAUAUAUUAUCCAGCAAAUUAAAGAGGAGGUCGACAUCGGCUACUACCUUGUUUUAAAAACAUAUAUAUUUGUAUUUAGCCCCCAAAAAAAAAAAAAAAAAAUGUCCCUUUUUUCUCCUCUUUCUUUUUUCUGUUUUUUUUUAACCAAGACAUUCUCCUUUGUUUUCUCGAAUUCCUUGUGUUCGGAAUUUCCGAUGGAGUUGGUUGAGAAUUGUUGAAUAAAAUAUAUUUGGUUUUCAUGUUAA